Molecule: messenger RNA, 1441 nt
Organism: Linum tenue
Lineage: Eukaryota; Viridiplantae; Streptophyta; Magnoliopsida; Malpighiales; Linaceae
Source: the annotation of a GenBank genome assembly
GGGAGAGAAACGAAAAGAGAACGAAGGUUUGACAGCAAACCGGAAAAAUUCCGAUCAGCGGAACGUUUAAAGAGUGUCAGUUGCAGAGCUCUAUUGACCUCCUCCAAUAGUCAUUCUCGCUUGCCGGAGAUGUUUGCCUCUGAAGAUAUGUAGAUUUGGACAAUGAAGGUUGGAGUGGAGUUGUUCAGUUGUUGAAAGGGGAAAGUGAGAGGAUUUUUUUUUUUUUUUUAAAGUUUCUUGUGAGUUCAUAUUUCGCAUUCUGUGUUGUUAGGAGAAAGAAACAACGACAGAAUGGUGCUGGUUUUAGCUAUAGGGGACCUUCACAUACCCCAUAGGGCGGCCGAUCUGCCUCCAAAAUUCAAGUCCAUGCUUGUUCCUGGCAAGAUUCAGCAUAUAAUUUGCACUGGCAAUCUCUGUAUCAAAGAAGUGCAUGACUACUUGAAGAGUUUGUGUCCUGAUUUGCAUAUCACCAGAGGUGAAUAUGAUGAAGACUCCCGCUAUCCAGAGACUAAGACACUAACCAUUGGCCAAUUCAAGCUGGGAAUAUGCCAUGGCCAUCAGGUUCGCUCUCUAAAGCUGUUGCAUAUUUGCACUUCAUUUAUUAGCUGAUAUUUCUCAUUUGGACAAGGGAAGGCUGGGCAGGGUAGGACAUAGGAGGGUACUAAAAAUGCUGAAUCAAUGCCAUAGUGUUGUUUGCUCUACUCCUGGGAAUCCUUAUUUUUUCAUGGUUUAUGCUCUGAAGGUUAUUCCUUGGGGAGACUUGGAUUCACUGGCCAUGCUGCAAAGGCAGCUUGAUGUGGACAUCUUAGUGACUGGUCACACACAUCAAUUCAAAGCCUACAAACAUGAAGGAGGUGUUGUCAUCAAUCCAGGCUCUGCCACUGGCGCUUACAGUAGCUUCACCUAUGAUGUGAAUCCAAGCUUUGUGCUGAUGGACAUCGAUGGUCUACGUGUCGUGGUGUACGUAUAUGAAUUGAUCGAUGGUGAGGUCAAGGUCGACAAGAUUGAUUUUAAGAAGACCGCCAAUCCUCGGUGAUUAAUCAUGUUGAGAAUGUAGAUUGGAGCCCAUUGAACCAGAAGGAAGCGGGGCAUCUGGAUGAAUAAACAGGUAGCGUACUUUCAAUGUUUGUUCUCUCACUGUUCCUGAUUUGUGAGACUUGAUUAGGGUUCAGCGGUGUGGUGUGUACCUUCGUAUAUCCAUUCUCUUUUGUCGUCUCGAGUAAAUGUACUCUGUUCUUUCUCUUAUAAAACUUUAUUUCCAACUUCAUGAACUGAAUGGAUGUUGAACAGGAGUAGACCAGAGGUAUUAAGAACAGGUUGAACUGAAAUGGGGAUUUAAUCAACUUGAGUUUAAUGUGUUUCUAUUAUUUCUUGUCCUCAUAUUUCCUCACAAUUUCAAUUUGCUGCUGUUUGUCAAUUUGGUGGAAUAUUAAGACUUCUA